AUGAGAAGUCUUCAAACUAUCCUUAAAUCUCUGCUUCUCGCGGCGACAAUUGCACAGACAGCUACAGCUCUACCUGCGAACCUGACUGAACCGGACGGCACUGAUGUUGCCGCGGGGUGGACAUUCCAGUUCUAUAAAGAUGGGUUGUGUAAAACCCAAAUUCAAAGUGACGAGGGAAGCACAAGCGAGCCUUGUGACGCAGUUCAAGGGCAAGCGAAUUCUUACAGUGUCAUUUCCAGCACGGAUCCUCAAACCGGCGUCAGCUUCGCCUUGAACCUGUAUUCCUCUCUUUCAUGUCAAAACACUAUCAUUACCGACAAUGGAAAGGCUGGAACAUGCAAUACUGUGCUUUUCGAAAGCUGGAAUAUCGUUUUUACUUAA
Xylaria bambusicola is the source of this 381-nucleotide messenger RNA. RefSeq lists its product as uncharacterized. The coding region runs from base 1 to 381 and encodes 126 amino acids. The transcript has a single exon. The record is from RefSeq and is a predicted model, not a curated record. NCBI's taxonomy places the organism in Eukaryota, Fungi, Ascomycota, Sordariomycetes, Xylariales, Xylariaceae.